Messenger RNA from Lycium ferocissimum, 1509 nucleotides. Its product is annotated as mitochondrial import inner membrane translocase subunit PAM16 like 2-like. The coding region runs from base 419 to 730 and encodes 103 amino acids. Gene Ontology annotation, biological process: protein import into mitochondrial matrix. The transcript has 6 exons. The record is from RefSeq and is a predicted model, not a curated record. Gene Ontology annotation, cellular component: TIM23 mitochondrial import inner membrane translocase complex. Lineage: Eukaryota; Viridiplantae; Streptophyta; Magnoliopsida; Solanales; Solanaceae.
UUUGUAAAACUGAAGUAUCUUCAAAAAAAUUCAAAACAGAUAUAUAACAUCAAAUUGUUGGAACUGGAUAUAAUAUCUUCUAUUGUUGGACUAUCUACGAAAUUGUUAUAACAACAACAAUAAUCAUUUCAUGCUUAGAGGCACGUAAAUAUGCUUUUCGAAGGUAGCUGAAGUCUCCUCUUCGGGCAGAGGGAAGAAUAAUGACAACAGAUUUCCGCGAUUGAACUAAACCACACCAAGGUUCAUUUCCAGUUUCCUGAUUCGGAUUAUCUUGCACCAAACUUCACAAUGGUGUGUGUGGGAGAGGGGUUUUAAGAUAUCCAUAGCAGCAUUUGGAAUGAUUCGAAAGAUAUAUGCUACUCAAGCUAAAAGAUGUGCUGGUUACUAGGCUGCGAAAAUCCUUGCUAAUUUAAUUGUCAUGGGCUCGACAAUAUUAGCGAGGUCUUUUGUUCAAGCAUAUCGUCAGGCACUGGCAAAUGCCUCUAAGAAUGGGGUUGCUCAAGAAGCAGUACAGAAUAUCAAAAGAGCUAGUAAAACGAUGACUGAAGCAGAGGCAAGGCAGAUUCUUGGUGUCACUGAGAAUUCAUCAUGGGAAGAAAUCGUCCAGAGAUAUGAUAAUUUGUUUGACCAAAACGCUAAAAUUGGAAGCUUCUACCUUCAGUCAAAGGUUCAUAGAGCUAAAGAGUGUUUGGAAGCAAUUCACCAACCUAAAGAACCAGACGAAAAAUAAACAACUUUGUUCAGAAUGUUUAAUGUAUAGCUCUGCUGCAUAGUUGGUUUACCAACCUAUAGUCAGUUUGUAGGAUUUUGUGAAAAAACUAUAAAUUCCUUCUGAUGGAGGAAGCAUUUUUUUUUUUUUUUUUUUUGCUAUAGUAACUCGAGGUUCCUAUUCAAGUUUCACCAGUGGUAUCUGGAAUAUACAAAAACAUUGUACAAUAGCUGUAUUUAUAAAAGGUUAACCACUUAUCUAACCAAUGUAAAGUGAAUGUCACUUUCCACCUUUAUUCUGGUAAAUAUUCGAGGAGAUGAUCGAUAUUGCAGGAGCAAUUUUGAUCUUGUUAGAGCGAAGUAUAAACUUUCAAGUGCGUGGAAGUUGGAACAAGUAUAUGUUGACUGUGUCUUGAAUUUUAGUGGACUGAAAAGCUGGGAAUCUAUAUUGCUAUCGAAGGUUGAGGACCAGUAAAGAAAAAACUCAGGAUCAGACAUAUUUUGACAGUUCGCAAUCAGAGCUCGAUCGCUCACUGAUCGCAGAAGAAGAACUGCAAUGCUAUUGUGGUCAGAGCGCGGUUGUGGAAGAAGUCCUGCAGGUCACGUCAUGCCUGCGGGCAGCUUGGUUAGAGCGCGAUCACUUGACGUAAAUUUGAAUCCUGUUAUAUUUUUGUCUAUUUUCAAUGCCCAUUGAACAUGUAUGUUUGGGAAAUUCUUGGAUAUUUAAAAAGAAUUGUAAUUGGGCAUAUCUUGUAUUGUUUGUUUCUUUGAUUUUGCAAAACUCUCUCUGCUUUUGCACGU